AUCCAGAAAACAAGCCAGGUUGCGGGAGUGCGUCGUGUCUGAACCGUGUACCCUGUGUGUGCAUGCCAACGCAUCUUGCCGACUCUGCAGAAACCUUUGAUCGUGUAAAGGUUGUAUCGUUGUAUGCUCGCUCGUUUUGAAGCUUGAUAAUGGGAAGAAUACCCGAAACAAUUCUCCUUUUCGACGUGGAUGGGACGCUUACGAAAAGCCGGCAGUUGAUCACGCGAGAAAUGUUUGACUUCCUACGUGAUGUUAUGAGCGAUGUUGCUGUUGCCCUGGUUGGUGGUUCGGACCUUUGCAAAAUAGAAGAGCAAAUGGGUGGUGCGACCGCGAUUGAAGAAUUCGACUACGUCUUCGCCGAGAACGGACUGGUGUCCCUGCGAAAAGGGAAGGAGUUCGCUAGAGAAAGUCUGCUGCACUACGUUGGUGAAGAAAAACUGCAGGAGUUCAUUAACUUUUGUCUCCACUACAUAGCAGACCUCAAGCUGCCUCAGAAACGUGGCACAUUUGUGGAGUUCAGAAACGGCAUGAUAAAUAUUUCGCCAAUUGGCAGGAAUUGCAGUCAGACCGAACGGGAGAACUUCGAGAAAUACGAUCACGAGCAUCAAGUGAGACCUGCUUUUGUAAAGGCAUUGCGCGAGAGGUUCGCUCACAUCGAGUUCCAGUACUCUAUCGGGGGACAGAUCAGUUUCGACGUUUUUCCCAAAGGGUGGGACAAGACGUAUUGUUUGCAACACCUCCUGAAGGAUGGUUAUAAAGUCAUUCAUUUUUUCGGCGACAAGACCUGGCAGGGGGGCAACGACCAUGAAAUUUUCGUCGAUCCACGUACUAUUGGACAUUCUGUCAAGUCUCCAGAUGACACUAAGGCUCAAGUUCAGAAGUUACUAACAGACCUCAAGAAAAACUAGAGCAGAAGCUGCACUCGUUUUCAACGAAAGAGGAAACAAGGAACCUUUGUAAUACUGACAAGUUAUGUUUCAUUAAAUAAUCGAAAUGAA
Molecule: messenger RNA, 998 nt
Organism: Ornithodoros turicata
Lineage: Eukaryota; Metazoa; Arthropoda; Arachnida; Ixodida; Argasidae
Gene: Pmm2
Exons: 1
Coding region: 150-908 (252 amino acids)
Biological process (GO): mannose metabolic process; GDP-mannose biosynthetic process; protein N-linked glycosylation
Cellular component (GO): cytosol
Molecular function (GO): phosphomannomutase activity
Source: RefSeq, a predicted model, not a curated record